AUUUCCUAUUGGAUAUUGUGUUUAACCUGCAUCAAUUUAACAUUGAAUAGUUCAUUUUUAAACUCUUUAAUUAAUUAGUUAUUAUUAUUAUUAUCAUUUAUAAAUAUAAUUUAAGUUACAAUUUAGUGUAUCCAAAUUUACUUCCAUAAAUAACAUGAUCCACAGUAAAGCUUGCGCUCGUUUAAUUAACCUCUACUCAUCAUCAUCUUUAACCCAUAAGUUGGUUGCCAUCUCAAGCUACCAUGCAAAUCGUCCUUCAAAUUAUCAACGUCGAUUCUAUUCAAGCGAAGGUGAAAAAGAUUUAGUUGUCAUUGGUUCUGGUCCUGGAGGCUAUGUUGCUGCCAUCAAAGCUGCCCAAUUGGGCAUGAAAACAGCCUGUGUAGAGAAGAAUGAAUCCCUUGGUGGAACAUGUUUAAAUGUCGGCUGUAUUCCGUCCAAAGCUCUCCUGAAUAACUCUCAUAUGUACCAUCAAGCACACGGAGGAGAACUUAAUGACCGAGGUAUUGAAUUUACCGGUGUCCAGCUCAACUUGGAAAAGUUGAUGAACCAAAAGUCUAAUGCUGUGACCACUUUGACUCGAGGUAUUGGUAUGUUGUUCCAAAAAAACCAGGUUGAACGUUUCCAUGGGGCUGGUAAAAUCACUGGCAAAAAUGAAGUGACAGUUGUUAAAUCUGAUGGAUCUACAGAAACGAUCAAGACCAAAAACAUCCUUAUUGCCACCGGUUCAGAAGUAUCACCUUUCCCAGGAAUAGAAAUUGAUGAAGAACAAAUUGUUUCUUCAACUGGAGCGUUGUCUCUCAAAAAAGUUCCAGAGAAAAUGAUUGUUAUAGGUGCCGGUGUUAUUGGUGUUGAAUUGGGAUCUGUGUGGUCGCGACUUGGUGCUGAUGUUACCCUAAUUGAGUUCAUGAGUAAUAUUGGUGGACAAGGAAUUGACUUAGAGGUAGCUAAAAAGUUCCAAAGGAUUUUAGCUAAACAAGGUCUCAAGUUUAAACUGAACACCAAAGUUACUUCAGCCAGUAAAACUGGUUCAGGUGUUCAAGUCACAGUGGAACCAGCUAAAGGUGGAUCAUCUGAAUCUCUUGAUUGUGAUGUCCUUCUAGUUUGUGUUGGUCGAAGACCUUACACUGAAGGAUUAGGACUUGAAGAGAUAGGAGUUGCAAAAGAUGAAAGAAAUAGAAUCGUUGUUAACUCACGAUUUCAAACAAAUAUUCCUAAUAUAUAUGCAAUCGGUGAUUGCGUACCUGGACCUAUGUUGGCUCACAAAGCUGAGGAUGAAGGAAUUAUUUGUGUAGAAGGAAUUGCCGGUGGCCCUGUUCAUAUCGACUACAAUUGUGUUCCAUCUGUUAUUUACACUCACCCAGAAGUUGGUUGGGUUGGAAAAUCUGAAGAGGAUUUGAAAAAAGCAGGAAUCGAAUAUAAAGUUGGAGUCUUCAAUAUGUCUGCCAAUAGUAGAUCUCAAACAAAUAACGAUAUCGAUGGGUUCGUGAAAAUUUUAGGAGAUAAAAAUACUGAUCGAUUGCUAGGAGCUCACAUUGUAGCUUCAGUUGCCGGUGAAUUGAUCAACGAAGCUUGCUUGGCUAUGGAAUACGGGGCUUCUUGUGAAGAUGUUGCUCGCGUUUGUCAUGCCCAUCCAACUGUUUCUGAAGCUUUCCGAGAAGCUAAUUUGAUGGCGUUUAGUGGUAAAGCGAUCAACUGUUAAUUUAAUUUAAACAUUAAAUUUUUGCUUGUAAAUUUACAAAGUUAAACUCACAAAAAAGCCUAGUCUUAACCAGUUUUAGAAAAAACCUAAUUCUAUUCAAAUUGAUUCAUUGUCAUUACGGAUUUGAAAGUAAACUUUCGCGUUAAUAUUUUUUACCUGAAAGUAAAGAAGAAAAUUCAAGACACAUAUAUUUGAAAAAAUAGAUCAUUUACUAAUUUGUCUUCUCAACACAAUGACAGACAGAAUCAAGUGGAAUUAGGCAAUAAACAUCGUACGAUUUUUCAAAUUGAUAAGAUUCUGUAUCAAUCAUCUGAUCAACCUGUUGAUAGAUAAAGAGAUAUUAUUUUCAGUAAAAAUGUAAUUAAUCAAACAAUUGGACUCAAUGGACUAACCUUUCUUUCCCAUGGACAUUUUCAUUCCCAUUCCCAUUGGCAUGGAUGAACCCCAACCCCAACCUCCACCACCUCCACCCAUCAUCAUCAUUGGAGCCAUUUUUUGCAUCAUCAUCGGUUGCAUCUUCAUUGAUUGCAUCUUCAUUGGCUGCAUCAUCAUUGGCUGCAUCAUCAUGGACUUGGCUUGAUACAUUUUUGACUCCUCUGGAUACAUAACCGGAACCUUUUUAAAUUUGAUCGUUUCAAUGGCAACAACUUUAACACCGCAACCUCCUUUGCCAUCUUUCAUCCCGGUUGAACACAAUUGGAUUAAAUUGACGGCAACAACCAAAGAAGCGAAAUAAUAUAUCACAGUUUUGGCCAUAUUGUACAAGAUGGAAAGACACUUUAAAGAUAACGUUGAUGGUGACUAAAUGAACUAAAAGUGAAAAUUAACUCGAAUUUAUAACUUUUUGUAAUCUCAACAAUUUUAAUGGGAAUGGUAAUGGUUAACAGUUGCUGAUUAGUUUGAUUGUAAUCGUAAACUGGUUAAAAAUAGCAAAAAUCAUUUACUAUUUAAAUGAUUUCACAAGAAAACAAAGACCUUUUCUGCACUUCAUGCCUUUCAAUGAUAUACAAUAGAGGGAAGACGGUCAAUGGAACGAGAAAAAUAAUUAAAUUAUAAUUUACAUCUACAAAUUAGAUUUGAAGGUAAAUCAAUCAACUGGUUUUUGACCCCAAUCAGUUUCUUUGAUUCAAUCCAAUUGAAAAGGAACAUUUAUCCGGACAAUUGAAAUCUUUUGUAUUGACCUUGGUACAUAUUUACCUUGAUUGUCAUAAAAUAUUACUUUAUGUAUGAAAUUUCAGCAAUAUUAGAAUAGUUAUUAAUAAUAGUAGUCUGAUAAUUUUAAUCAUUAA
Tetranychus urticae (two-spotted spider mite) is the source of this 2988-nucleotide messenger RNA. Its product is annotated as dihydrolipoyl dehydrogenase, mitochondrial. Gene Ontology annotation, biological process: pyruvate metabolic process; 2-oxoglutarate metabolic process. Gene Ontology annotation, cellular component: oxoglutarate dehydrogenase complex; mitochondrion. The record is from RefSeq and is a predicted model, not a curated record. Gene Ontology annotation, molecular function: flavin adenine dinucleotide binding; dihydrolipoyl dehydrogenase (NADH) activity. Lineage: Eukaryota; Metazoa; Arthropoda; Arachnida; Trombidiformes; Tetranychidae.